This is a messenger RNA of Penicilliopsis zonata CBS 506.65, 1640 nucleotides long. RefSeq lists its product as hypothetical. NCBI's taxonomy places the organism in Eukaryota, Fungi, Ascomycota, Eurotiomycetes, Eurotiales, Aspergillaceae. The transcript has 4 exons. Bases 114 to 1619 code for a protein of 501 amino acids. The record is from RefSeq and is a predicted model, not a curated record.
CGAGGGAUAUGACUUGACCAUCCGCUUCCCCCCCCCUCUUCUCCUGUCGCAAUCGAAUUAUAGACUGCUCCGAGACAAUUCCGACAAUCAAACGAGAGUGAGACUGCGACCAGAUGACCACCAACACGUCACUCAACGGGCUCUGUCCCGAGCCCUUCCUGCAGGAGAGCCUGUUUCCCACCACCGGAGGAUUCGUCGAUGGUCGAUACUGUGAGGACUAUGGUACUGUCUCCUGUUGUCUUCCUUGCCCAUUGGCGGAUUGGAGAUAUGCGUCAGACGUAGCAGACAAAGUGAAGAUCGCGAGCUGGAUCGCGGUCGGCGUUCUACCUCUAUGCGUAUUCCUGCUAGUUACGUAUGCAGUCGUUCCGGUCAAGUACACCCAUCGCCAUUAUAUGAGCAUCUGCUUCACGCUCGGCAUCUGCUUCAUGGAUGUCGCGUUCAUCAUUCCUUUGGGUACAAACCCCUCUCAAUGUUACAACGACAUCACGCCGAAUGAUAUGUACUCCGACUUGUCUUGCGCUUUCACCGGUGCCUUGCUCUUGUUUGGAGGGUGGUGUGCGGUUGUCUGGAGUUUGAUUCGGACAGUUGCGCUCCACCUCCAGGUCUGCUGGGAGGUCGUCCUGGGCAGCUGGUUCAUGUGGGGAGCGUUCAUCUCCGGAUGGCUAAUCCCUAUAAUCGGUCUGGCUAUCAUGCUUGACUUGACUGGGGUGUCGUAUCGGUUUGGCCAAGUCUGUUCCAUCAACGAACACGCGAGCUUGCACGACUACUGGAUCCCCAUUAUUGUCUUUGCUUCCAUCGCCCUGGUGAUGCAGCUGACAACGAUGGUGUAUUGCAUCUAUGUCUACAUCAAGUCGGUCUUUGACAAGAACCCCACCACCAGCAGCUCGGCUCUGCCAUCCUACUCCAACAGUGUUCGGACCCUCACAGCCCGCCAGGCGUAUCGCCGGGUCCGACGGGUCCUGCAGCUCCAGUGGCGAGGCAUCGCGCUAGUCCUGAUCAUCAUCGGCAAUGCGAUCUACUUUGCCAUCACUUUCAUCGACGUGGACAACUCCGAGGCGGAUAAUGCCGAAAACCUCGCGAAAGCGGUUCCCUGGCUCGAGUGCUUGGUCGAGGAAAAGGGCGAUCGUGACGCCUGUAUGUCCCUCGCGGCUGACAUCGGACCCAACGAGGCCGCCAUAAUAGCUUGUAUGGUCCUCCUGGCAUUUGUCGGAUUCUGGAACUUCAUUUUGUUUUUGCGGCCUUCCAUGUUCGUCGGAUGGGCGGAACUGUUGAGAGGCAACGUUACCAAACAUCACCACGAGUUUGUUUCUGCCGAUGCGCGCAACUUCACGGACGCCCGAUCCUAUGAGAUGCUCAACAGCUCGGGGCUGGGUUCUCUGAAAACACCCGAACCCAUGGCGGUGCGGUCACCCACUCCUGGGGCGGGCGCGCAGAUAGGAGACAUGAAGCGGUCAAGUUCGCGCAAUUACGGAUACGAAGCCAAUUACACUAGCCCGACGAUGAGUUUCUCAACGCCUCGGCCCCCGAGUUCCUCGCAACAAGGGCGAGAGUGGGAUCCUCAGAAGACCUAUGCUCGAAGUCACCAUACCCGCGGAUCGAGUAAUCUCACCCAACUAUGACAACAAUAUACUACCUCCUCC